This is a messenger RNA of Colletes gigas, 1834 nucleotides long. It is a transcript of the gene AkhR, whose product is annotated as gonadotropin-releasing hormone II receptor. The record is from RefSeq and is a predicted model, not a curated record. NCBI's taxonomy places the organism in Eukaryota, Metazoa, Arthropoda, Insecta, Hymenoptera, Colletidae. Gene Ontology annotation, cellular component: membrane. Bases 641 to 1705 code for a protein of 354 amino acids. The transcript is spliced from 8 exons. Gene Ontology annotation, molecular function: peptide binding; vasopressin receptor activity; adipokinetic hormone receptor activity. Gene Ontology annotation, biological process: G protein-coupled receptor signaling pathway.
UUGUAAAUCUCAGUUAACUCGCGGAAUUCGUAGUUUUUGUUUGGCAGCUGACAAAUUUUUAGUAAAGAUUUAUUGUUUAUGCCAAUGUGUUCCUUAUUCGAAAUAAUUGAUAUUUUAUUGAACGUACGAUGUUUCAAACAAUAGAACAUGAUCAGAAUUUUUAUUUAAGUGGUGUACCUUGAAUCUUGUUACUUACAUUCAGUAAAAUAUAUAUUUACAUAUGUUGAAGCGUCUAACGUUUGCAAAGAAUGAAGAAAUUCAAUUGACACUCGAGCAUUGAUAUUCCGAAGAAGAAAACUCAAAGAGAAGAAAUCUGCAGAUGGAAUAUUUAGAACGACGGAUGCCUUACCGAAGAAUACGAAGAAGAUAAUUUAAUGAUUACACAUAUCUUACAGAAUUCUGGAAUAACAGCAAUAUAUUGAGAAUAAACAAAUGCAAGUAAAAUGAUAAUUCAAUGAACAAAUCGACGUUGGAAAGUUGUUCAAUUUAUAAUCUGAUGAAAAACAAAAAGUGGUAUGAUCGUUUAGUAUGAUAUUCGCUAACGAAUGUUCCAAGAAUUCGAACAAAGAUCAUACAUUAAUUAAAAUAUCUAUUGAUUAGACUUCAAGUUACAGAAAAAAGACAGUCAAUAGUCAUUCAAAUGUCAGCAAGGAACACUAUGGGGAGUACUGUAAAAAUUCCUUGUUCUACGGAAUUACCCAAUUCGAGGACCAACAAUUCAAACAAUGUGGAGCUACCGAUUGAUAUGCGCUUCAACGAAGGUCACGUUGUUAGUAUCAUCAUUUACAGCGCGUUGAUGAUAGUAUCUGCCGUGGGAAACACAACAGUGUUAGUGUUAAUUAUGCGGCGUAAACGUGCAUCAAAAUCAAGAAUACAUAUAAUGUUGAUGCACCUUGCGAUUGCCGAUUUACUUGUUACUUUUCUAAUGAUGCCACUUGAGAUUGGUUGGGCAAUCACAGUAUCCUGGAAAGCAGGAGAUGCAAUGUGUCGAAUAAUGGCUUUCUUCAGGGUAUUUGGUUUGUACUUAUCAUCCUUCAUUUUGGUAUGCAUAAGUAUGGACAGAUAUUAUGCCAUAAUACGACCCCUCCAACUCUGGGACGUCGAUAAAAGAGGAAAAAUUAUGCUAUGCUUCGCGUGGGUAGGAUCCAUGUUAUGCUCGAUGCCUCAGAUGGUAGUAUUUCACCUGGAAACCCACCCGAAUAUCACUUGGUAUUCACAGUGCGUCACAUUUAACAUUUUUCCAACAUAUACUCACGAAAUAACGUAUUCCCUCUUUGGAAUGGUCAUGAUGUAUUGUGUUCCUCUUUUUGUGAUAAUAUACACUUACACAAGUAUUUUACUGGAAAUACGUAGAAGAACGAGAAAAAGUGAACACGAUAAAAUUCGUCGAUCCUCCAUGGGAUUUCUGACACGAGCAAAAAUACGAACUUUAAAGAUGACGGUAAUUAUUGUUGCUGUAUUUUUCAUUUGCUGGACACCAUAUUACAUUAUGAGCCUUUGGUAUUGGAUUGAUCGGCAUUCCGCAUAUAAAGUUGAUCAACGAAUCCAAAAAGGCCUCUUUCUAUUUGCGUGCACAAAUUCUUGCAUGAAUCCUAUCGUUUAUGGAGCGUUUAACAUACGAGACCGCAAUAAGGUAUCUGUACGACCAGCUACUUUAGAAACUCGGGUCACUCCAUUGUCUUUGUCACUUAGACUUUUAGAUUGACCGUGUUUAUAGAUGAGAAAUACAAAUGUUACAACUAGGUAUGUACAAUCGGAUUUGACUGUAACGUAUAAAUUACGUGAAAUCAUUCAAGACGGAAUCAAUAAUAUAUAGAAAUAAAAAAUUUAAUAA